AAGGGGCAGAAGUGGAACUGAAAGUGGGCUGGCUCCCAGACCCUGCCCUACCUCCCCAAGCUUCACGUGCGGGGACCGGUGCUGUCCUCUGGACUUGGGCUUGGUGGGGAGGAGGCGGAGUGAGUGUGGUCUGGGGAGACUCACAUCUGCUUUGAACAGUCCCAGGACCUGCUGCUCUCAUGUCACCCUUCAGGGAGAGCAGAGCGAGGCCCUGGGGGGGCUCUCCUCCUUCCUGUGAGGCCAUCCAUCCGGGACACGUGACCAGCAACAAGGGGCCUGGGCUGGGUCACACCCUGUGCAUCUGUCCGUCCAUCACACUCUGAGGACUUUAUAAGCUGUCUGCACGGCUGAGGACCAUGGGAGGCAGCGCUGGGACCCUGACCCCCACUGCCCUUCUCUACCUUGGGCUGUGUCAGGGCCUGUGGGACCAGGCACGGACAGGGACCCUCCCCAAACCCUCCAUCUGGGCUGAUCCUGGCCCCAUGGUCACCAAGGGGAGCCCUCUGACCAUCUGGUGUCAGGCGUCUCUGCAGGCUGAUGUCUACUAUCUGUAUAAAGAGAGUGUCCAUGGAUCCUGGCCCAUGAAGACCCCACAGGAUUCCAGCAACAGGGCCAGUGUCUCCUUUGCAUCCAUAAGCUCACACAAUUCAGGGAAAUACCAGUGUGCAUAUCAGAGAGGGAAGAGCUGGUCACAGGGGAGUGACCUCCUGACCCUGGUGGUGACAGGAGUGUAUGAUGCACCCUCCUUCUCAGCCAACCCAACCCUUGUGGUGGCCUCGGGAGGGAAUGUGUCCCUCUCCUGUAGCUCACCGUGGCCACGGGGGUCAUUCCAUCUGCUGAAGGAGGGGGGAGCUGAUGUGCCCCAAUACCUGGAAUUGACGUUCCGUCGGAAGCGGUACCAGGCAGUCUUCCUUGUGGGCCCUGUGAACACCUCCCAUGGGGGGACCUACAGAUGCUACAUUUCUCCCGAAUCGUACCCAUAUUUGUGGUCACAGCCCAGUAACCCUCUGCACCUUCAGGUCACAGGUGUCUACAGGGAGCCCUCCCUCUCGGCCCAGCCGGGCCCCCUGGUGCAGUCUGGAGACAGCCUGAGCCUCCUGUGUCGCUCAGAGACUGGCUUUGACAGAUUCGCUCUGACCAAGGAUGAGGAGCUCAGAGCUCCCCAGUGUCUAGACGGGCAACCCAGCCCCAACUUCACCCUGGGCCCUGUGAGCCGCUCCCACGGGGGCCGAUACAGAUGCUACUGUGGACACAAGCUCUCCUCCACGUGGUCGGCACCCAGUGCCCCUCUGGACGUCCUGAUCACAGGAAUGUAUGAGAAACCGACCCUCUCAGCCCAGCCAGGGCCUUCAGUGUCCUGGGGAGAGAACGUGACUCUGCAGUGUCGCUCUGAGGUCUGGUUUGAUAGCUUCCACCUGUCCAAGGAGGGGUCCCUGGCUCCUCCCCAGGUCCUUCAUCUGCAGGACACAGCGAUACCUAACCAGGUCAAGUUCACCCUGAGUCCUGUGACCUCAGACCACGAGGGGACCUACAGGUGCUACAGCUCACACAGCAACUCUCCCUACCUGUUGUCACAGCCCAGUGACCCCCUGGAGCUCCUGGUCUCAGGUCCCCACUGGUACCUGUACGUCCUCAUCGGGGUCUCGGUGGCCUUCGUCCUGCUGCUCGGCCUCCUCGGCCUCCUCCUGGUCCGACACCGGCGUCGGGGCAGAGGCAGGAAGCCAGGCCCGGUCCGGCCGCCACUGCCCAGGAGGAGUCCUUGUGGGAUCUUGGCAAGAGAGGGGGCCACCUUGUUUUGUCCCCACCAGAUGCUGUCAUGGAAGACACACUGCCUGAGGAAGACAGACAGCUGGACAGCCAGCCUUGACCUCGCCCAGCACGAUUCCCAUGGCCAACUACCCACGUGCCCGCUCCGUGUCUACACCACAGGCAUUUCCAAUUCACAUCCCUCCUCCCCAGUUCCAGGCUGCGGGAUCUGAAGACCCUCAAGAUGUGACCUAUGCCCAGCUGAACUACUUGACCCUCACACAGGUGACAGGUGCACCCCCUUCCUCCCAACCAGGGGAGCCCCCAGAUGAGCCCAAUGCGUAUGCUUCUCUGGCCAUCCGCUAGCCCAGGAAGGACCCAGACGGCCACUCCAAGGGUCUGCAAGGCUCCCUGCAGGGAUCCUGGAAGGCACAAUAGCUGCCCACAGUGGGUGCUACCUAAGGAGCCUGGAGGCAGGACAAAGACCAGCAGCAACUCCUGGGACCUUGUGGAAGUUGAUUGCUUCCUGAAUUCCCAUCAUGGCACAGCUGAUCUUACUGUGCCUAGGAGGAUCCCUGAGAAACGCCAAGACCUUUAAUUACCUAGUGGCAACCUUGUGGUGUCAGGGGGAACCCAGCACUAAGCUGCAAGAACUGGGGACCUUCUGGAGGCUUUGCAGUACCGGCUGCCAUCACACUGAAGCUGGGCACUUUCAACUGACCUCAGAGCCCAAGGCCUCAAAAGAUCACUCAUGAGCAAUGCUGCAGCCCGAGGGGUUGCUCAAUGCCAGGGCUUCCGGUUUCAUUGAGACCAAGCCCCUUCCUCUGCCAGGUGCAGCUCUCAACAAGGCAGAGAAAAGGGAAGCUGCUCUCCCUCCUGACCUUGUGUUCAGAAACUCCAGAUGCAGGGGGAGGGGAGCAGGGUGCCUCAGCUGCCCCUUUCCCAUCACACCAGUAAGCUUUAAACCAGCUUGUCCUUCCUGUUCAGUGCUCCCCAGCAAACCCCAAUUCAACUAGUCCAUCCUCACCGGCAACCCAAGGUUCAGCAUUCAGCUCCUGCCAACCUUAACCCUGACUUCUUUUUGCCAGGGUCAAGGUUCAAAGGGCUAGGGACACUGGGCUGACCCUCCAUUUGCUACUUCCUCUGCCUGGAAAGGAAUCUCUCCACCCCCAUGCCAACAGCUGGCUUGAGAACUUC
Messenger RNA from Callorhinus ursinus (northern fur seal), 2943 nucleotides. The record is from RefSeq and is a predicted model, not a curated record. Lineage: Eukaryota; Metazoa; Chordata; Mammalia; Carnivora; Otariidae.